This is a messenger RNA of Salvelinus fontinalis (brook trout), 1879 nucleotides long. RefSeq names its product transmembrane protein 216 (gene tmem216). The record is from RefSeq and is a predicted model, not a curated record. Bases 1040 to 1513 code for a protein of 157 amino acids. The transcript is spliced from 4 exons. Gene Ontology annotation, cellular component: ciliary transition zone. Gene Ontology annotation, biological process: non-motile cilium assembly. NCBI's taxonomy places the organism in Eukaryota, Metazoa, Chordata, Actinopteri, Salmoniformes, Salmonidae.
UUGUUUUUGCUGUAAUGUAGAAUCUGCAUUUAACGUUAAUAGCUAGCUAUCUAACGGUAACGUCAGCUAUGUCUUUAGCUAGCUUCUGUAGCAGUUAACCUUCGUGUGCACAACAAAAUGGUAAUAUAUUCCUUAUAGGGGCUCCCGUGUGGCGCAGCGGUCCAAAACACAGCAUCUCAGUGCUUGAGGCGUCAUUACAGACUCUGGUUCGAUUCCAGGCUGUAUCACAACCGGCCGUGAUUGGGAGUCCCAUAGGGUGGCGCACAAUUGGCCCAGCGUCGUUAGGGUUUGGCCGGAAAAGCGCCAUUGUAAAUAAGAAUAUGUUCUUAAUUAACUGACUUGCCUAGUUAAAUAAGGUUAAAAAAAAUUAUAUAUAAUUAUAUAUACCCACUUGAAUCAAAAUCCAACACUUCAAAAUGUAGCUUGGUGUCUUCUGUAAGUUAUCCUCUAACCAGUGAUGUACAUAUUAUUCCAUGUGGGUUUUGAACUGUUAGUUUUUACAGGAUAUGCAACCUCAUCUCCCCGUCAAGCUAUUGAUUUCAACCUGAUAAUCGAUAGGAGUGAUUGACAAAACAGUGUGGCGUUUCUCUUUCUGUUGGUGACCCCUGUAUCAAAAUGCAACAUUCCAACAUGUAGCUGACUGUCUUCUGCAGAUUGUUCUCUAACAAGUGAUGUAAAAUGAUCUCCUGCUUCCGUGUGGUUUUUGAGUUGUGGUAGUUUCAACAGUGCAUACAACCUGAUUUCCCCCUGCUAAUCGAUACGAGUGAUUUAUUGUCAAAACAGCAGGGUUUUUGGCGCAUGUGCAAUUUAUUACUAUUGUUGCACAUUUAUGUGUAGAUAAUACAUUUUAUGUUUAGAUUUUCAAUUGAGUUUUAGGAAUAUAAAUGUAACUUUUUCAUAAUUAAUUUCCAAUGGUAUUGUACUUAAUUAGGUAAAAACUGCUGAAUGAGUCGAAAAUGUGCUGUGAUUGAUUUAUGACGAAAUUGGCUACCAGAAAUCACCAAAACGGCUUUGCCCUGCCUACUCAUGUCAUAGACCCAUGGUUAUAUCAUCUGCCAGCGGGCUACCAUUUGCAAGUCUUAGAUAUGACCUUAACGCCACAUCUCAGUUGUCCUCCACACCACUGCAGGUCCUGUUCUACCUCAACGGCUGGUAUUUUGCUGCCUACUUCCUUGCUGAGGGUCUGAUGUUUGUUUACAAAGGAUUGUUGUUACCAUACCCACCAGCUAGUCUCACGUUGGACGUUGGGCUACUUCUUGUGUUCCUUGGCUUGGAAUCCCUCCGAAUAUUUUACGGUUGGAAGGGGAACUUAACAGAGCGUUCUCUGGCCAUGUUAGUGAGUGUGCUGGUCCUGGUGCCGUGCACAGUGCUGUCUGUGUACUACCUGAUGCUGCAGACCUUUGUCCUGCGCCUGGAGUUCAUCCUUAAUGCUGUGUUACUCUGCUUCUACAGUCUGGAGAUGCUGCUGGGUAUCAUGUCCAUAUCUGCAUUCUCCAGGUCAAAGGUGUACUAAGGAAGAGGAACGCUGCAAUGUUCCACAUCGUUUCAAGAGGAAUGAAAAAAUCCUGAUUUUUACUGGGAUUGUUCUGUGAACAUAUUUUAAUCCCACAUGAUAUUGUUUGUGUUUUUAUAUGAUCUGUUAAUAGCCUAAUUUAUAUUUUUGUAAUGAUGAAAUGUCACCUUUUUUAAUUUGUUUUUGUGUCAACUGUCAAUCUUCUGUGUUACUAGUAACACUAAUGGAAUUGUCAAUGAGGGUAUUCAAUCUGCUGUACUUGAUAAUGUAAUAUAUUUGUAUGUUUUUUGUGGGGGUGGGGGGGGUUCAGAACACUGUAUUUAACGAUUUACUUAAUUAAAACAAAUCCUUAUUCAUUCACCAUAA